This is a messenger RNA of Cheilinus undulatus (humphead wrasse), 6151 nucleotides long. RefSeq names its product glutamate receptor, ionotropic, kainate 4 (gene grik4). The record is from RefSeq and is a predicted model, not a curated record. Gene Ontology annotation, biological process: monoatomic ion transport; synaptic transmission, glutamatergic; modulation of chemical synaptic transmission. The coding region runs from base 346 to 3249 and encodes 967 amino acids. NCBI's taxonomy places the organism in Eukaryota, Metazoa, Chordata, Actinopteri, Labriformes, Labridae. Gene Ontology annotation, cellular component: postsynaptic membrane; presynaptic membrane; plasma membrane. Gene Ontology annotation, molecular function: kainate selective glutamate receptor activity; transmitter-gated monoatomic ion channel activity involved in regulation of postsynaptic membrane potential. The transcript is spliced from 20 exons.
UUGAUGUUGUGUCUGUUUGUGUGCCUUAUAAAAUAAGAUUUGUCCUCUUUGUAUAUUCUGGUCACAUGUCUUAUCUUUUUUUCUUUUCCUACAGUGUCUGAAGGCAGCAGUGCAGCAGAGCAGAGCCCAAGCUGUGCAUGUGUGUGGAAACACAUAACUGUGCAAGAACUGGAGGUACAUGCUGUUUGUGUGUGUGAGAUGAGGAGAAGCUAAGUGGCUACCACAACCACCCAGAUCAGACAGCCUCCUGUGCUGCAAGAUGGAUUAAAGCCCCACACCUCAGGAGAUCGAAGGUGGCUGUGACAGGGGCACCCCCGGGGCAGGACCCAUGAGGAGUCAUAGAAGAUGCUCACAGCCUGGGCGCUUCUGCUCUUCUUAGCCAUGUGGGUGAGAAGCAGCUCCGGUGGCCCGCUCUCCUUCAGAAUAGCUGCCAUCCUUGAUGACCCGAUGGAGUGCAGCAGAGGGGAGCGUUUGGCCAUUACGCUGGCCAAAGACAGCAUCAACAGGAACAGUAACCGCUCCACCACUGGAAAACUGGAGGUGGACAUCUUUGAACUGCUGAGAGACAGUGAAUAUGAGAUGGGGGAAACAAUGUGUCAAAUCAUGUCCAAAGGGGUGGUUGCAGUCCUUGGUCCCUCAGCCAGUCCGGCCUCCAACUCAAUCAUCAGCAAUAUCUGUGGAGAGAAGGAGGUACCGUACGUCAAGGUGGCUCCAGAGGACAUUCUCAAGGUUCAGUUUCCCCGAUUCACCACGCUUGAUCUGCGACCAACCAACACGGACAUCAGCCUGGCUGUGGCCGGCCUUCUCACCUUCUUUAACAGCACCACCGCCUGCCUCAUCUGUGCACAGGCUGACUGCUUAUUGAACCUAGAGCAGCUCCUCCGGCAGUUCCUCAUCUCAAAGGAGACUCUGUCAGUGCGCAUGCUUGAUGACAGUCAAGACCCAACCCCGCUCCUGAAGGAGAUCCGAGAUGACAAAACAGCCACCAUUAUAGUUGAUGCCAACGCCACCAUGUCACAUGUCAUUCUCGAACGGGCAUCAGAGCUUGGAAUGCUGUCAGUCUACUACACGUACAUCUUCACCUCUCUGGAGUUUUCUUUACUCCGGCUGGACGAUGUGGCAGACCAACGAGUCAACAUAGUUGGUUUUUCAGUCUUCAACAAAACUCAUCCCUUCUUUCAGGAUUUUGUGCUAAGCCUAAACCGCUCCUGGCAAGAGAACUGUGACCAUGCACCCUUUGCUGGCACCCCGCUCUCCUCAGCUCUGCUCUUUGAUGCGGUAUACGCGGUGGUGGCAGCCGUCCAGGAGUUGAACCGUAGCCAGAAUGUUGGUGCCACUCAGCUCAGCUGCAAGUCCUCCAAGAUCUGGGAGCACGGCACAAGCCUCAUGAACUACCUGAGGAUGGUAGAAUUAGAAGGCCUUACAGGCCAUAUUGAAUUCAACAGCAAAGGCCAGAGGUCGAACUAUGCCCUGAGGAUCAUGCAGAACAGCAAGGAAGGCCUAAGGCAGAUUGGCUUGUGGCACUCUGAAGAUGGACUGUCCAUGGAGAGAAAGCUUCCAUCAAUCAAUGUGACGGACACCCUCUUCAACACCACUCUUACCAUCACGACAAUAUUAGAGAAUCCAUACGUGAUGUUGCGGCAGAACCACCAAGAACUCGAGGGGAAUGACCGCUAUGAAGGCUUUUGUGUUGACAUGCUGAAGGAGCUGGCAGACAUUCUCAAGUUCAAGUAUCGCAUCCGGCUGGUGGGGGAUGGAGUGUAUGGGGUCCCUGGAGCCAACGGAACAUGGACCGGCAUGGUCGGAGAGCUCAUCUCAAGGAAAGCUGACCUGGCAGUAGCAGGCCUAACCAUCACAGCAGAGCGGGAAAAGGUCAUCGACUUCUCCAAACCUUUCAUGACCCUUGGCAUCAGCAUCAUGUAUCGCGUUCACCUGGGACGCAGACCCGGCUAUUUCUCCUUUCUGGAUCCAUUCUCCCCUGGCGUCUGGCUCUUCAUGCUUCUGGCCUACUUGGCUGUGAGCUGCGUCCUCUUUCUGGUGGCCAGAUUGACUCCCUAUGAGUGGUACAACCCCCACCCAUGCCUAAAAGGUCGCUGUAACCUGCUGAUCAACCAGUACUCUCUGGGCAACAGCUUUUGGUUCCCAGUUGGAGGUUUCAUGCAGCAAGGAUCUACAAUCGCUCCCCGAGCUCUGUCAACACGAUGUGUCAGCGGAGUCUGGUGGGCUUUCACAUUAAUCAUCAUCUCAUCCUACACUGCCAACCUGGCUGCCUUCCUAACAGUGCAGAGGAUGGAGGUGCCCAUCGAGUCCGUAGAUGACCUGGCAGAUCAGACGGCGAUAGAGUAUGGCACCAUGCAUGGAGGAUCCACAAUGACCUUCUUUCAGAACUCUCGCUACCAGACCUACCAGCGUAUGUGGAACUUCAUGCACUCCAAACAGCCUAGUGUGUUUGUGAAGAGCACAGAGGAGGGGAUCGCCCGUGUCCUCAACUCCAAUUAUGCCUACCUGCUAGAGAGCACCAUGAACGAGUAUUACCGCCAGAGGAACUGCAACCUGACGCAGAUUGGAGGACUGCUGGACACAAAGGGCUACGGCAUCGGCAUGCCACUGGGGUCAGUUUACCGUGACGAGUUCGACCUGGCCAUCCUUAAAAUGCAGGAGGACAAUCGUCUGGAGAUCCUUAAGAGGAAAUGGUGGGACGGUGGCAAGUGUCCAAAAGAAGAGGACCAUCGUGCCAAAGGUCUGGGCAUGGAGAACAUCGGUGGUAUCUUUGUGGUGCUUGUGUGUGGCCUGCUGGUGGCCAUCUUCAUGGCAGUGCUGGAGUUUGUCUGGAUGUUAAGGCAGGCACCAGGAAAUGAGCAGUCAGUAUGUGAGGAGAUGCUGCGGGAGCUCCAGGGGAUCGUCCUUUGUCGGGACAGCCUGCAGGUGAGGCGUCGGCGGUCUGCUUCCAUGAUGCGACCGCGACCUCUACCCCUGGAGGACCGUCGGGCGCGAGCCGCCGCAGUCAGCCUCAGCAACGGCAAGCUGUGCGGGGGGACCGGAUUGCCUGAACCCCUCUCCCACAGACUGGCACAGGAGGCUGCUCUGGUUGCAAGGGGCUGCAGCCACAUCCGCAUUUGCCCAGAGUGUCGGCGCUUUCAGGGACUGAGGAUGCGUCCUGGAGGGGCUACAGGAACCCUACCCUCUCCCACGCACAGUGAGGAGAGUAUAGAGUGGGACAAGACCACAAAUAGUAGUGAACCUGAAUAAUGCCAAGUGACUCCAACAGGACUGACUGUCCCAGCAGCCACCUCUCUGCUUUCCAAGGAUCAGAGAUCACGUGGUAUUGUGGUUCAGCUGAUCAGAGCUUUAUCUUAAAGGGCGGGGCAAUGCUGUGAACUUUGUUCUUCCCUGGAGACACGGCCAGUCGACAGUUUUGGAUUCUCCUAGGGUGAAUUUUUUCCUUGGACGUUGGAAAAACUGAUGAGUGUGUCUCAUUGUGGUUUUUCCCUGUUGGCCCUUUGUACCGUGUAAAACAGGACGGACAAGAACAGCUACGGGGCAUUUGUACUAUGCAGUAUUUUCAGUCAUUUAUCAUUGUGCUUUUUCCUUUUUUCCUUCUUUUUAAAUUAUUUCUGUCCUCUGUUGGAUUAUCAGUACUGAAUAUUGUUAUUCUAUUCUUCUUAAAAAGAAAACUUUAAACGAGUUCCUUUUUUAUCUGACAAUUUACUGUAUGAGCGUAUAUUGCCUCUGAAGAGCUGCAAAGACAAACAGUCUAAUGCAAGGUCAUCCUUCAAAUCCUUUUAUUUUAAAAGUGCCAAAAACCAUGAGUGUAAUCUUGUGGCUGAAGAAAGCACCACAGCCUUGAGAAGACAACAAACUGAACCGAGAAAACAAACAAAACAGAGACAUUCAGACAAAGAGACUUUUUUAUAGUAGUGAUAUUCUAUUAAAAAAUGUUUUAACUGUUGGUCUCUCUGAAAGACAGCGAUGCAUGUCCAGCAGGUUGGCAGGAGCUCUUUGAAUGAUAAAUUGCUGGUGGCUGAGUCGCUGAAAGUAUGAUUUCCUGUUUUUAAUAUGUGCUUAAAACGCUGAUUGCUUCACACAACAUCCAUUUAUUUUCACCCUCCAUUUGUCUUUAACACCAUGAAGCAUUUAUCGUCUCAUAAUUUGUCCCCUAGCUGAAAAAUAUAUCCACUGUCAGGGAUAUUUUCUGUGUCUCACAUAUUUAAAAAUGAUUUCAGCGUCAGUGGAUAAGCUAGGGUGGUAAUGACAAACAGCAUAUAUUAGAAUUCAAUUUUUAACAAUGCUCCCCGAUAACGUUAAAGGCUUUUUAUGUCAGCAUUUGACUUGUGUUCUGUGGUGUUUCAACACUGCUAUGGAAGAGUAUUUCAGUUCAGAUCAGCCUAACAGCUCCUUGACGUUUUAAUUCUAUAAUUUUUGAAAAAUGCUGAUGCAACACAGAAAGUUUUAAUCAGGUCUUAAGGAGGCAGAUCAAGUGAUUUUGGAAGUGGUAAGAUCAAGGUUGGACUUAUAAAAUCUUUCCUUUUAUCAGUUUAUAACCACAUCAAUUCAUUUUUUUUUGUCUUUAUUGCACCAUACUUAAAAAAAACUAAAACCACCAGCAAAACUGUUCUUACUUUACCUUCAACAGAGACUGUGACUUAGUAUUUUCCCAGUGAACUCGAUCUGUUUAUAGCUGUUACUGUAUGAUAACCUCACUGUUGCACAGAAGGAAUCAGCGGUCAUUCUCAUGUUGACACUGCUCCUCUCUUAUCUCUAAUCUGUCCAUCAUUUUAAAAAAUGCCCAUCAGGUGCUGUCAAUCAUCAUUCCUCAGAACUAGGCCACCAAACUCUACACAGCUUGAAGGUACUGCUGCAGUUUCUCCUCUAUUUUUUAUAAGCUAUGUUCACCUUCUAUCUCUGUCAGUUUUUUACCUGCAGGUUCUCUGCAUAUUCUGUUUAAAGUAGCAGCCUCUUUCUUUCUCUUUGUUUCAUGUUUUUAUAUAUAUAUUACUUUAUUGUCAGCCAACCCUCAUUUUUCACAUGUCAAAAAAUCUAAAACAUCUCAUCCUACCUACACACAUAUCAAAGCCGUCUUUCCAAUCCAAACUUGCCCAUAGCAACCACCCACAAACUUGACUAGGCAGUAACAUUUCUCUUUGAGACAUAAAGACGUCAGCCUACAUCUUUCUUAGUUCCUGAAUGGUUUGACAACACUCAAAUUUCCUGUUCAAAAGGGCAAAGCAAAACAAAACUAGAGACAGUACAAAUACAAUAUCAAGGUAACAUAUCCAUAGAGCACAGGGAGGAGACUGACACAUUUAUACAAAUUACAGGAGAAUAUCAAACACAAAGUUUAGCCAAAAGGGGCCUGAAAGACUUAAAAAAGAAGCCAUGAUUUGCCUCUGUAGUGUUAGUGAGGACUGAUGGAGGAUUAUAGUCAGUAUCCUUAGAUAAAAAAAAUACAUUCCUUUGAAUUAUUAGUUAAUUAGCACCCUGAAAUUUUAUACAUGUUUAUGUAUCAUUGAUCAUAACAAAUAUCUGACAUGUGUGGGUUUCAGCUGUUGCCUUGUUGUUGUGUCAUUCUGUCUUUUGUUAUUAUUCAUAUACACAGUAACAUCUCUAUAAACAACCUCAUCCAACUGCCUCAAUGUAUUCAAAGCACCUGUUCCUGCAUGAAGGGCUGUGAUUGGCUGCUGUUUCUGAAGCUGGUGAACAUGUGAAACUGGUGGAUCAACUGCUGACAGACCUUGAGAAAGCUGCAUCAUUGUGCUGGUACAGUGCAUCAACUGCUCUGAGCAUUUUUGCAACUGGAAUCCCAAAUGUUUGUGUCUUUAAUUGUAUUUCCCUAUUUUUAAAUGUUGGUUCACUCAGUUCAGACAGCAUUCGGACUCAGGUCUGCAGCGGUGUUUGAAACAGCACUGAAUCUGCUUCAUUUGGCAUCCCAAAGAAAUUAAUGGGUAUUCUGGAGGUAUCAUGCUAAUAGUGCCAAUUCGCCUAAUCUUCAAGUAAUCAAUGUCUUACAGUCAGCGUGUAAAUACAGUUUGAUCAACAGGGUUCCCCAGUAAUGGUCCAAAGUGUUGUAACAGUCCUUACAUAUCCCCCCCCCCCCAUAUGUGUACAAUGUUUAUAUGGACACAUUAGACAUUUAGACAAAAGCGCACAAGCA